This is a messenger RNA of Eruca vesicaria subsp. sativa (arugula), 222 nucleotides long. Lineage: Eukaryota; Viridiplantae; Streptophyta; Magnoliopsida; Brassicales; Brassicaceae. The record is from the annotation of a GenBank genome assembly.
AUGGAAAAUUCCCGGGAAAGUGUGUCAACAAGAUUCUUCCUCAUGGCAGGCCUUGUUGAGAUUCAGGAACAACAAUUUAGAAAAGAGAGCAAGAAGCUUGAAGCUCUUCUUGCAGACCCUGAAAUUGAGGGUAUAUAUGAAACAAAGGUGCCGCUGGAGUUUAGUGCUAUAUGUCAGAUUGGAUGUGUAUGCAAAAUGGAUGGAUGGAUGGAAAGUUGGUGA